UUUCAAAUUGUCAUCAGUAAAAGAAAAAUGAUUGCUAGGCGGUAAUAUUUCCUGCCGCUGUAUACUUAACUUAGUUAGGCCCGUGGGAUUAACUUUAUUACAUUACGCCGAGAUCGAGGUUUGUUCUCCAUUGAUUUAGUCUUAUUGAUCCAACUAUAAGACUGAAAGCAUCGCUCCGACACGUUAAUAAACCUAUAUUUUGAAUACCUCAGUAUAAGAUUGAUGCAUUAGUGUAAUUAUAAAUGGAGAGAGCAUAAUUAAAGAACAUCUAUUAUUAUUCAGGUUGAUGUAGAGUUAUUAGGAGUAUGAGUGACGCUGGAACAGCACUCCUGGUGAUCGCAUUAUGUAUUGUUGUCGCUAUUAUUGUUGCCAUUUUGCUGAGAUUGUUUGGAACAUACCGACUGACUCACUGUUUUGCAAGUGGCGAGGAAAAAGACGUAUUGACUCAGCAUGAUCAAUUCAAUGGAUACAUGGUUAAUUCUGAAUCAGAUUUUGUACUUGAUCCAAGUGGAAAAUUUGUCCAGUAUGAUACAAUACAAAAAGAUCCCCGAUAUGGCCAGCCGGAUAGAUAUUCACCACCAUUAAAUGAAAGUUCAAGAAGUAGUCCUGUAUCUGUUAGCAAUGCAUCAAUCGGUUCAGAAGUUGAAAUUCCACAAGGCUUACGGCGUGCUGAAUCAUGUGAAAGUGUAGCCUCUGAUUCUUCUGUACUGGAAAUGCAACCAGACAUGCCAAAAAUAGGUCAAAUGGAGUUUGCCUUAGAAUAUGACAGGGAAGUGUCUGAACUGGUAGUGAGUAUUAUACAAGCAAGAGACCUUACACCAAACCAAUACUCGGGGUCGCUUGAUACUUACAUCAAAGGAACCAUAUUACCGAAUACAUCUACUACAUUCCAAACAAAAAUACAAAAGCAUUCUACGGAUCCUAUUUUUAAGGAGAGAUUUCUAUUCAACAUUGAACCAUUCCAGCUAGACAGUAAAAUCAUUCAGUUUCAAGUUUUUGCAGUGGAUAAAUAUGCCAGACAUAAAGUCAUUGGUGAAUCAGAAAUACGUGUAGGUGACGUUGACCUGCGUAUACCAAUCAAAAUGUGGUUAAAUUUACGAGAUAUUGAUGACAAACCAACAGAGUAUGGUGAUAUUAUGUUUUCCUUAAGCUACCUCCCUACGGCAGAAAGACUUACAAUUGUAAUUGUCAAAGCUAGAACUCUUCGAAUGACAGCUGGGAAAGAAGUAGGCGACCCUUUUGUCAAGGUUUAUUUGAUGCAAAAUGGCAAGAAAAUAAGCAAAAAGAAAACAACAGUCAAACGUGGUGAAAAACAUCCCAAUUUUAAUGAAGCCAUGAUCUUUUCAGUACCUGCAACUGCCUUGCCGACGGUGCAGCUUAGAAUAACUGUUGCAGAACAUUUGCCAGAGAAUAAAACGCCAUCUUUAGGCCAUGUCAUCGUUGGUGCUAACACUUCCGGUACAGAACUUUCACACUGGAACCAAAUGAUGUCGAGUUUGCGCAAGCCAGUGGCAAUGUGGCAUUAUUUGCGAAAGUGAAAAAAACACUCUACAAAGCAAGAUAGACAAUCCGGGUGCUUGUUAAUUUACCAUUUCUGUACAUGUAUCGAUUAUUGUUUGUAAUAGAAACUGAGUUGGCCAACACAGAAAAAAAGUCCCAUAUUUUAUUUCAUCUUAUGUCACCAAUUUUAAAAUUCAUUAUCGGAUUAGAAAGAAACAUGUAACGUUUUGAAUGGUAAUAAUGUAUAUAUGCUGAAAAUUUUUAAUUUAGAUUUACACUUUAUUUUAGCACAAUUUUUAAUGAUAUUAUAGAUUUAUUUUUAUUAUAAACUGCUCACCAUUUUAUGUUGUGAUCCUUUAAUGUUAGGUUAUCAGGCUGUUGUCUUGUAUGAUCUGUGAUUUACAUAUAUUUUAAGAUAAUAAAUAAACCAUGCUUGUUUAAGUUUACUCUUUUAUUGUUCAUUCUAUAAAAUGUUUACUUUUCAAUUUAUUUAAAAUGAAUAAA
Messenger RNA from Mytilus trossulus (common blue mussel), 2004 nucleotides. Its product is annotated as synaptotagmin-12-like. Gene Ontology annotation, cellular component: plasma membrane; exocytic vesicle. Gene Ontology annotation, molecular function: calcium-dependent phospholipid binding; SNARE binding; calcium ion binding. Gene Ontology annotation, biological process: calcium-ion regulated exocytosis; regulation of dopamine secretion; cellular response to calcium ion. The record is from RefSeq and is a predicted model, not a curated record. The transcript is spliced from 9 exons. The coding region runs from base 306 to 1538 and encodes 410 amino acids. NCBI's taxonomy places the organism in Eukaryota, Metazoa, Mollusca, Bivalvia, Mytilida, Mytilidae.